CUUGAUCCACAAUCCGUCGAAGGUCUGUGUGUGUUUGACAGGAUAUUUCUUGUCUUUUUUUACAUCGCCGACACGGACUCUCCCAGGUAGCCAUGUAUGAGCCUCAAGCAGAUCGCGCUACCGGUCGCGACGAAGAGGCAGAGCAUCUGCUCUCGGAACGAUACGAAGACGACUCGUUGGAAUCUUCCCAACACGAUGUAGCGAACAGUAGCGAUACUGUGCAUGCAGUAUCUCAAAGAAAUGAUUAUGUCCUGGAUCCAGCGUGGAAUGCAUAUGCGAAGCCACAGAAGCGAAUCUACGACUGGACCAUAACGGACGUCGAACUGAACCCCGAUGGCGUCUUCAGACCUAUGGUUGUCAUCAACGGACAGUUCCCCGGUCCUAUGAUCGAAUGCAAUGAAGGCGACACUAUUGUAGUCAAUGUUCGCAACGAAGCUGUGAAUGCAACAUCCAUCCAUUGGCACGGCAUGUACCAGAAUGGGACAAACUGGAUGGAUGGGACUGUCGGCGUCACACAAUGUCCGAUAGCACCGGGAGCCGCCUACACCUAUGAGUUCUCAACACAGGGCCAAUGGGGCACGUACUGGUAUCAUGGCCAUAGAGGCGUACAAGCUUCUGAUGGUCUACUUGGUCCUCUUAUAAUUCACUCCAAAGAUGAAAUUCAGCAUCUGAAAUAUGAUACGGACAGGGUGGUGAUGGUUCAAGACCAUUACUACAACACGUCGAAUGAGCUCCUCAUGGAUUAUCUGAAGCCAAACCAGGAGAACGCCGAACCAGUUCCAGACAGUGCACUCAUCAACGGACGCAAUGUUCGUGAUUGUGCUUUGCUACCAAACAGGAUAUGUGACAGCUCGAUGGCAACUCUUCCCACCAUGGUUCUGGAAGAGGGCAAGAAACAUCGUCUGCGCUUCAUCAACGUUGGCGCGUUUGCUGAAUUUCAGGUACAGAUAGACGAGCACGAAUUUGCCGUCACCGAAGUUGAUGGCACAGACGUCAUUCCAGCUUACUUUCAUCGACUUAAUAUCCUCCCAGCGCAGCGCUACAGUAUUGUGGUCGAUGCAAGCGUUACUACACAAUCUGCGUAUUGGCUACGAGCAAGGAUGGUGACGCAUUGCUUCGCAGAGGAAAAUGAAGAGAUGGAAGCUGAGGUCCGGGCCAUUGUUCAAUACUCGGCAACGGAGCUACAUGAUAUAGAGCCAAAGAGCAGGGACUGGCCGGAAGUCGUAGAGGUCACUUGCCACGAUAUGAAUACGACAGAGCUACAUCCCGCGAUACCAGUCGCAGCUCCUUCUGAUGUCAACGAUGUCAUCCACCUCCGGUCAAAUUUCGAGAUUGGUAACUGGAAGCUCAGUCGCGGCUUUUUCAAUCAGAGCUCGUGGCGUGCCUCGUCUAAUUCAUCUUCGUUGUCACGUUUCAUCUCGGGAGUCAAGACUGGCAACGGCGCUUACACAUCAAGCCUAUAUAGAUCGUUUGGGAUCAAUGAUGAGGUCUUCGAUCCAUCUAGUGAGCUCACGUAUCAAACCACGGGCAUCCAGACGGUCGACAUUCUAAUCUCGAACUUCGACGACGGUUCACACCCUAUGCACCUACACGGCUACAAAUUUUGGGUCCUUGCGUCAGGUAUUGGCUAUCCACCAGAGAAUCUUUACGAUCCCGGUGUGCUUGAUCUCAGUAACCCCUUGCGCAGAGACACAGCGUCUAUCGAGGCUUACGGAUGGAUUCUUCUACGGUUAAAGGCUGACAACGCUGGAAUGUGGGCCUUUCAUUGUCAUAUUACCUGGCAUGCUGAGGCUGGGUUGAUGAUGCAGUUCCUUACGCGUGCUGACAUCGUUAGCAUGUGGAGUAUACCCAACGAAAGCGAGAAUCUUUGCAUGAUGGCAGGUCUCGAAAAGGGUGAGCGACCCCAUGACGAGAUCUGGUUUGGCAACCGACCAGGGGUUUGA
Molecule: messenger RNA, 1943 nt
Organism: Pseudovirgaria hyperparasitica
Lineage: Eukaryota; Fungi; Ascomycota; Dothideomycetes; Acrospermales; Acrospermaceae
Product: multicopper oxidase
Exons: 2
Coding region: 93-1943 (616 amino acids)
Molecular function (GO): copper ion binding; oxidoreductase activity
Source: RefSeq, a predicted model, not a curated record